Plectropomus leopardus (leopard coralgrouper) is the source of this 1438-nucleotide messenger RNA. The record is from RefSeq and is a predicted model, not a curated record. NCBI's taxonomy places the organism in Eukaryota, Metazoa, Chordata, Actinopteri, Perciformes, Serranidae.
AGAGACCCGGAUACAUCAUUUGCAUCGUCUAAGAUGCCCUAGGCCGGGAGAAGGGAAAUGUAAAUGGCUUCCAAAGUAAAAGAUGCUGUGGUGUGGUACCAGAAAAAGAUUGGCGCCUAUGAUCAACAGAUAUGGGAGAAAUCAGUGGAGCAGCGAGAAAUAAAGUUUAUUUCUCUGGGCUUGAGGAACAAGCCAAAGAAGACAGGACAUGUCAAACCAGACCUUAUAGACGUGGACUUGGUUAGAGGUUCGGCGUUUGCCAAGGCCAAACCAGAGAGUCCGUGGACGUCACUGACCCGCAAAGGCAUUGUUAGAGUUGUCUUCUUCCCGUUCUUUUAUCGAUGGUGGAUCCAGGUCACCUCCAGAGCCAUUUUCCUCUUACUGCUGGCUCUCUACCUGCUGCAAGUGGCGGCAGCAGUCCUAUAUGUGACCAUCUCUCAGCCUCAUGGGAUACCGACCACCGAGGUGUUUGGAGCCAUCUGGCUCAUGUUGCUGCUGGGCACCGUCCACUGUCAGAUUGUCUCCACCAGGACGCCAAAACCUGCCUCCAGCAGCGGGGGGAAGAGACGCAGGAAGUUGAGGAAGGCAUCUCAGAUGGAGGUGCAUAGGGAAGGCGACGGGUCUAGCACUACCGAUAACACACAGGAGGGGGCGCCACACUCCCACUCAGCCAGCACCACAUACAGCCUGGGCGCUCUCUUCCAAGAUUUCUGGCAUGAUAUCUGUAAAGCUGGAUCUAAGAAGUCCAAACUGUCCAUUGACAAGUCAACAGAGACAGACAACGGCUACGUGUCGCUGGACGGCCGGGUGACCAAUCGCAGCAGCGAGGAGGGGCUUCAGCUCCACGAGCAGCGAUGUGAUUCGCUAAAAAGGGCAGACGAGGUUUGCUGGAACUCUCAUGUCCAGCCAGCACACGCUCAAACGCCCCGCAGCACGGGACUGAUGUUGGCGAGCAGCAACAAGGAGCCAGCAUCAGAUGAAGCGUCCAGUGAGGAGGACCCUGAAGCAUCCUACAGCGCCCUCCGUAGGGGUGUUGAAAGAAUGAACAGCGACUGUACGCUCAGAAACCGCAAGAAUACACACCACUACAAGAAACACUACGCUGUGGAGGAUGUCCCAAAGUCUGGCACCAGCUGUAGCUCCAGAUGUUCCAGUCUGAGGACUCAAGACUCAGAGAGCACUCGACAUGAGUCUGAGACAGAGGACCUGAUGUGGGAAGACUUCCUGCACUGUGCCGAGUGCAGAUCGUCCUGCACCUCAGAGACAGGUCAGAAGACAAGAUUAGCAUAGAAAAGUUAAGGAAGCAUUUGUGACCAGCCCAAGCACCGAAUGGUGCUAGCACAGAGCUAAAGGGAACAUCGAAAACAUGCAAAGUGUCUGGAGAUUUAGCUCAGUGGGUAAAUCAGGCAAUCAGUAACAAACACUUAAAACAGUUAAA